This is a messenger RNA of Schistocerca piceifrons (Central American locust), 6709 nucleotides long. RefSeq names its product protein mini spindles (gene msps). Bases 183 to 6182 code for a protein of 1999 amino acids. Gene Ontology annotation, biological process: establishment or maintenance of microtubule cytoskeleton polarity; microtubule polymerization; mitotic spindle organization. Gene Ontology annotation, molecular function: microtubule plus-end binding; microtubule plus end polymerase activity. Gene Ontology annotation, cellular component: microtubule plus-end; centrosome; kinetochore. NCBI's taxonomy places the organism in Eukaryota, Metazoa, Arthropoda, Insecta, Orthoptera, Acrididae. The transcript has 35 exons. The record is from RefSeq and is a predicted model, not a curated record.
UUUGUACGUCUGUUGCACAAUAACACGAUAAAAUUUUGUAAACACGGAACGACAGUUAUGGUUAAGGUAGUGGAGUCUUUGCACGAGGAUAGUUCGUUGAAGGCGUAGUACUGUCAAACUAAAUUUAUACUGAAGUGGACAAAUUGUUUUUGUUUGCUAUUUAUACGUACACAGGUUAAAUAAUGGAAGAAAAUACGGAGUACUUAAAACUCCCUGUUGAGGAACAGUGUGUACAUAAGCAAUGGAAGGCCAGACUACAUGGCUAUGAAGAAGCAGCUAAAAUCUUUCGUCAAGUUGAUGAUGAGAAAUCCCCGGAAUUUGCUAAAUAUUUAGGUCUGCUGAAGAAAUUUGUUGUGGACAGCAAUGCAGUUGCUCAAGAAAAAGGCUUGGAGGCUGUGCUGGCAUUUGUUGAAAACUCUGCUUCAGCUGGAAAGACUGUUGGUGAGGUUAUGGCUGGUAUUGUGACUAAAUGCAUAGCUGCUCCCAAGACAAAGACAAAGGAGUUAGCGGUCCAGAUUACUCUGAUGUACAUAGAAAUAGAAAAAUGUGAAGCUGUUCAAGAGGAACUACUGAAAGGAAUGGAACAUAAAAACCCCAAAACUGUGGCGGCUUGUGUUGCAGCUAUGACGGAAGCUCUUAGAGAAUUUGGUAUUAAAGUUAUAAACAUAAAGCCAUUGGUGAAGAAAAUACCAGUUUUGUUGGAAGACAGGGAUAAAACGGUCAGAGAUGAGGGCAAAGCAUUAGUUAUCGAGAUGUACAGGUGGAUUGGUGCUGCGCUGAAACCACAGCUUACGGCACUGAAACCUGUCCAGGUCACUGAAUUGGAAACAGAGUUCGAAAAAGUGAAAGGGAUGAAGGUGGCUCCAACUCGUUAUCUGAGAUCUCAGCAGCAGAAGCAAGCAAAGCUAGCUGCUGAAAUGGCGGCAGGUGACGACAUAGGAGAAGAGGACGAAGAAGAUGGAGCUGCACCUGAAGUAGAUCCUUACGAUCUGAUGGAACCCGUAGAUAUUUUAUCAAAGUUACCAAAAGAUUUUUAUGAAAAAUUAGAGGCAGUGAAGUGGCAAGAACGAAAAGAGGCUGUCGACAGUCUGGAGCAGUUACUGCAAACGCCUAAACUAGAAAAUGGUGACUAUGGUGACCUCGUCCGCAGUUUAAAAAAGGUGGUAGGCAAAGAUACAAAUGUUAUGGUGAUAGCUGUGGCAGGUAAAUGCUUGGCUGCUCUCGCAAAUGGUUUGAAGAAACGCUUCCAGCCCUAUGCCAGCCAGUGCAUUCCGACCAUACUGGAGAAGUUCAGGGAAAAGAAGCAGAAUGUCGUGACUGCACUGAGGGAGGCAAUUGACGCCAUAUAUGUCAGCACGACUAUAGAAGCAAUCCAAGAAGAUUGUUUAGAAGCACUCGAAAACAAGAACCCUAGUGUCAAAGCUGAAACUGCAUCAUUUCUUGCACGUUGUUUUACUAAGUGCACUCCGAUGAUGCUGACGAAGAAGCCGCUGAAAGCGUAUACUACAGCUUUAUUGAAACUAUUGAAUAACCCAGAUCCAACUGUGAGAGACAAUGCCGCAGAAGCCCUUGGGACAGCAAUGAAAGUAGUGGGAGAGAAAGCAAUAAUGCCUUUCCUAGCUGAUAUUGAAGCUAUAAAAAUGACAAAAAUUAAAGAAUGUUGUGAAAAGGCAGUUAUUGUAGCUAAAGUACCAAGAGUUGUCGAGAGGCCCAGUUCAGCUCCUACUAAACUUGGAGGGGAUGGAGACGGGAAAACUGUUGGUGCAAAAGCUGCCAAAAAGUCUGCUCCUAGUGGCACAAAGAAGGUUGUCAAAAAGGCAGUUUCAUCAGCUCCAGCAGUUGGCAGUGGAAAGAAGCUGCCUGCCCAAAGUACAGAAAAAGAAUUGAGUGAGGACGUAGUAGAUGAAAUACUGUCAGAAAUUUUGCCUGGUGAUUUAAUCUCAGGUCUAGAAGACACUAACUGGAAAGUUAGAUUGGCAGCAGUAGAACAGUUUGUUGAGGUUGUCAGAGAGUUGGAUCCUGCUGACAGGCCAACGCAAGCCCUUGUUAGAGCUCUAAGUAAAAAGCCAGGUUUGAAAGACACAAAUUUUCAAGUACUGAAGGCAAAAUUGGAGGCACUAAAGCUUUUAGCAGAAACUGGAGAAAUGUCGAGUGUAUCAGUGGAAUGUUGUGUAAGUGAUGUUGCCGAGAAACUUGGUGACCCGAAGAAUGGUACGCUAGCGGCAGAAACGUUGACAGCACUAGCAGAAGCAACAAAAUUGGACCCUGUGGCUACAGCAGUAUUGGACUUCGCAUUCAGCCAAAAGAGUCCUAAGGUCCAAAUAGAAGCACUGAACUGGCUAGCUGAAGCCAUAAAGGAGUUUGGAUUUGUUGUGCAGCCGAAAGCACUGAUGGACAGUGUGAGGAAAGCAGUGGGAGCCACACACCCUGGUGUGAGAAGUGCUGGGAUCGCCUUCACGGGGACGCUUUACCUGUACAUUGGGCAACAGUUGUCAGUCUUCUUUGAGGGCGAAAAGCCGGCCCUUUUGCAGCAAAUUACUGCAGAGUGGGAGAAGCAUGAUGGGGAAACCCCACCUGAUCCUGUGAGGCGUCAGAAGGGUGCCGAUGGAGACGCUGAGUCACCGGAAGAAGUUAAAGUGAACAUGCAGGACAUGAUGGAGAAAGUAGACAUCAGUUCCCACAUCACUGAUGCUCUGCUCAGUGAGCUAGCUGACAAAAACUGGAAGGUUAGGAUUGAAGCACUGCAGAAGCUUGUGAAUAUCGUCAACGAGCACAAAUACAUUUCAAGUAAUCUGGGAGAUUUGCCUCCUGUCCUCGCUCUCAGACUCGUUGAUAGCAACAGCAAGAUAGCAGUGGCGGCCAUUGCAUUUUGUCAAAGCCUUGGUGCUGCCAUGGGCUCCCAGUGCAAAGUACACGUCCGCACCCUGUUCCCCAACUUCUUGCAGGGACUCGGUGACAGCAAGGUGUGGGUACGGUCGGCUGCGUCAGCUUGUAUAAACACCUGGGGUGACCAGUGCGGUUACAAAGUCUUUUUUGAUGGUGAAAUGAUUGGCGACGCUUUGAAAUCUGGAAGUCCUGUGCUAAGAUCAGAACUCUGGGCUUGGCUCGCCGAGAAGUUACCGGACAUACCUCCAAAAUCUUUCCCCAGAGAAGAACUGACUGUGUGUGUGCCUCACUUAUUUUCUAAUUUGGAAGACCGCAAUGCAGAUGUGAGGAAAAGUGCUCAGGAUGCAGUUCCGGCAUUUCUAAUACACUUGGGCCACACGUCGUUGAUGAAAGCUGUGGCAAAACUGAAGCCGGCUACACAGUCUGUUAUUACACAAAUUAUCAUGAAAGCAAAUGUGCCUGUGAAGCAAAUGGCAGAUGAAGAGCAGGAGUGUGUGAAGACUGUGAAGAGUGGAGGAGCAAAGGCAGCUGGGAGCAGUACGGCUGUUAAGAACAAGGCAGCUGCCCCAAAAAGUGGAAAGACCGGAGGACGAAAAAAAGAUGAAGAAGCAGAUACAUCUCCAUUGUUGCAAAUAAAUGGCCAGAAACAUCAGAGGUUACUUGAUGAACAAAAGUUAAAAGUACUGAAAUGGAACUUCACAUCACCGAGGGAAGAGUUUGUGGAGCAGCUAAAAGAUGCUAUGACAGCUGCCAAUGUUAACAGAACGCUAACAGCCAACAUGUUCCAUUCAGAUUUUAAGUACCAUUUGAAGGCCAUUGACAUGCUGAAUGAGGAUCUGCCAAACAAUCCUGCAGCAACAGUUGCUAAUCUGGAUUUAAUACUAAAAUGGAUGACAUUGCGUUUCUUUGAUACAAACCCAUCAGUGAUAUUGAAGGGGCUGGAGUAUCUGCAUACGGUAUUUGACUCCCUAAUUGAAGAAAAUUACAACAUGUUUGAACAGGAGGCACUGUCAUUUGUGCCGUAUCUCAUUUUAAAGAUUGGGGACCCAAAAGAUGCUGUACGUAACAGUGUGAAAAGUCUUUUUAAACAACUGGAACGUAUAUACCCAGCAUCUAAGUUGUUUGUUUACAUAAUGGAUGGUCUGAAGUCAAAAAACGCCAGGCAACGGACAGAGUGUCUGGAGCUGCUGGGGUAUUUGAUCGAAGGGUACGGUUUGUCUGUGUGUCAGCCAUCACCAGUAGCAGCACUGAAAGAAAUUGCCAAACAGAUAUCUGAUAGAGAUAAUUCUGUAAGAAAUGCAGCAUUGAAUUGUGUAGUCCAGGCAUACUUUAUUGAAGGGGAUAAAGUGUACAAAAUGGUAGGACAGAUCUGUGACAAGGACCUGUCUCUCCUAGAGGAAAGAAUAAAGCGUGCUGCCAAGAACAGGCCGCCGUCCGCGACGAGGCAGUCACCGCCUAGUGGCCGGCCGUCAAGCCAGCCGCAGUUGCCAGCACGGCAGGCCCAGGUGCAGAAGGUGACGCGGCAGGGGAGCGAAGGCAGCAUCCAGAGGGAGACGGUGGCUACGCCAACACAUCAGGAGGUGGAAGUCCCUCCAGCAGAGCCUCAGCCCAGGCAAACUCCUCCGAAGCAACAGCGACCUGUCUCUGGGCGUUUUGGUCUGGACCCAGAGCUCUUAGCAAAGAUAGAAGGAAAGGGCGUCAGCUUGAGUGCACCCAAGCUGAAUGAGUUUGACUUGAAGGACAUCUUGGAUGACGGGACGCCUAUCGACAUGCCAAAACCUGGAUAUCAGAACUCAGGGAGUCCUGUUUCAUACCAACCGGUGAAGCAGAGACUGCCAGCAUCUUAUGCGCAGGCGUCGCGCCCCGAGGAAGUGAUAGAGAUGGGCAUCUCCAACGUGACGAACCCUGACAUCAACGUGGCGUGGCAGGCUUGCGUGCAACUCGAGCUGGUCGUGCAGACAGAGAACGUGAGCUUCCUUCGAGGCAAGGAAGACCACCUGGUGCUGGCCUGUGUGAUGCAGCUGCGCCUGCUAAACUCUAGCUCCCCCCACUCGACGCCGGGCGACCUGCUCGCCCGGGGCUACCGCAACCUCUUCCUGCUGCUCAUGUCGUUUUUUGAAAAAAGCCAACUCGCCAAGCGCGUCUCAAAGAAGGUACUGCACGAUCUUGUGUACCAGCUGUUGGGGCUGCUCGUUGAUAGACACCUGGAUGAAUUGGAAAAUGGUGACUCCUUUACAAGAGUUGUUAAUGUCAUGGUAAUGAGAAUAAUUGAAAAUUCUGACCCUACUAACAUUACCAGUGCCAUGAUGAAAUCUCUGCACGACUGUGUAGCUAGCACCAAUGCAUCGGCUCGGUUCACCGAACUGGUUAUGAAGUGCUUAUGGAGGAUUAUUAAAUUACUUCCCCAAUGGGAAGAAGAAACUGAUUUUGCUGUUAUUUUGUAUGACAUACAUCUGUUUCUGAAGGAUUUCCCUUCACCGGUGUGGAAGAAACGGCAGUCGGAUGUCCCUCUACGCACGAUAAAAACUUUCAUUCAUACUGUAACCAAAAUAAAAGGAAACAGAAUACUGAAUUAUUUAGGACGCAUCGAUAAUGCCAGUGACUCUGAGCUACAUUCCUAUUUAAUAAAAUUACUAAAGAAUGCGAAACAAGAUGAUGUGAAGUCAUCAACAGAGAAGGAUGCUAAAAUUCCCAACCGUCACACCAAAGUGCCCUAUGGCCAACUCUCGGAGAUAUUCAAGAAGAUAGGCAUGAAGAAUCACACAAGAGAGGGUCUGGAGCUGUUGUACAAUUUCAAGGAGCAGUAUCCGGAUGCUAACUUGGACUCUUUCCUGAGGAAAUCCUCACCGCAAUUCCAAGACUACAUUGCAAAAGGCCUCAAGAGUAUAGAGAUGGAAAGGAAAAAAGAACCUUUUGCACCAGCAAAUACUGUUUUCCCAGUUGAAAGCACAAUGAAGGACAAAGAGGUACCUGCAAAGAACAACACACCCAGAGUCGAGAAUCUCAUAGAUGUCGACAGAGAUGGCAGGCCCACAUCGAAGGAUGCGCAGUAUUACCUGAAGAGGCUGCAGAGGCUCCAGGCCGACGCGGGCCUGACACCUGCAAACAUUCCACUCGGUUUGACCCUACGUCAGCAGACGACUGUGUCUGACAAUAAUAUUCCAAACGAUGAAAACCUGAAUGUGAGGGUACUGAAGGAAAACCGCAGUGAGAUACUGCCCACUUCGCGGAGUGGAGCAGAUGGAGUGGAGAGGCUGAGAAAGAGGUUGGAGGCACUAAAAUCUACAACUAAAUGAGGCCUGAUGCUGUUAACUGUCCAUGAUUAAUUUCAUAAAAAUUAAUAUAUAUAUAUGUAGAUAAUUUUAUAUAUAGACGGUGUGCACGCGUAAUACUUCGGAAAAUUAAUGGCUGUCAUAAAGUAUUUCAUGAUGUUAUGUAGGAAAAUUUUUUAUAAAAGACUGAGCAUACAGUUAUACGAUUAUUAAUUUAUUAAUGUGUUACAUCUAUUAAUAGUGAAACUUGAGAAAUAGAUUACAUGACUGCUAGGAAGCUCGUGCACGAAAAGGAUUAUAGUAAGACACAUUCUCAUUCACUUUAUUAAGACUGGAGUGUCUGUUGUGCAAUUGGUGAUGUGUAACUUAUAUCUAAUUUAUUUGUAUUUUUUUAAUACUUCGGCAGUAUUGACCAUUGAUUCAAUCACGUGUAAAGACUUUUUUAAUUAUUUUACAGCUACAUUUUUAUUUUGUUUAAAUGUUAACAUGUUGAGAACCUGUGACUAUUUUUGCAGAUGGUUGGAAAAUAAACUUGUAGUUGAAACUUCGAA